Sclerotinia borealis F-4128 is the source of this 903-nucleotide messenger RNA. The record is from the annotation of a GenBank genome assembly. NCBI's taxonomy places the organism in Eukaryota, Fungi, Ascomycota, Leotiomycetes, Helotiales, Sclerotiniaceae.
AUGUCAGGAAACACUUCUCCUGGCGCCAGCCACUUACCCAUGUAUCACUACUUCAACACCAUAAUGACACCAUACGAAAUCGAUAUGGAUUCCUUCCAAUGGGAAGUGAAACCUGUUUUAGCCAAUGCCACCGACAUAAUCCAAAGGUCGCCUGCUCCCAGACAGAAAUUUGUUCGGUUCGCUCCCAAAGCCGUUGACAUCAAAUACAAUGAAUUCAAAACAAAGUCAAAUAAUGGAAGGCAGAGGAACAAUGCCGCAGCACUCACUGUUGCCAACGAUUCGAAGAUGAUGAGAAUCCCAUCACCGUCGGAAUUGUCCAGAGCAGGUUCGCCCCGCCAGGAUCCCAGCUCGACCCAAAUCCAAUCGUCCCAUCGUCGCACGAUUCGAGAGAACCCAACUGAACGAUCGAGCCGAAUGGAAUUUGAGGCCCAGAAUUAUACUUCAUCCCAAAAUGGUCAAUUCAAGCUUGUUGUGGCCAAUACUCCAACUCAAUUCCCCCCUCGUGUACCAAGUCCUCCGGCAAGCCGAGAUCCACCACCCACACCUCGACCUGCACGGCUUAGUACACCAGAUUUUACGGAUGACUACGAUGAUUGUCCCCGUUUUUGUGACUGUUGUGGUAACUAUGAAGCCGAGAGGUCGGGACGUACUCUUGAUAGUAGGAAAGAAGGAUCGGCGUGUUCGAAGAUGGAAUAUCAAUAUCAAGCAGCGAGUGCCUAUAUAGGAGAUAGGAGACUAGUAGCGGAAAAGCGAAAGCAAGAUCUUGCUGUCGUACCAACAGAGGAUACUCAGGUGUGGAAUCUAAUGCGCAUGGGAUACCCACGAAGCGUCGCCAUCACCACUUUAGAGGCGUAUAGACACGAUUUUGAAAAGGCGGCGACUUUCUUAGAGUAUAAUUAUUAA